AUGCAAACGGACGAGUCUGAGUCUCCAACUAUGGUCGCUGGUGGUGGUGCUUCCGCCGUCUACUCCAGCGCGACUCCCUACCAGCUCGAGUCUUGGUCGGCCACCAGCUCGGCAACGCUCAAGCUUAUGUCCGCCUGCCGGCCGAAGCCGCCCCUCAACUCGCUCCUCCGUCAACGGCAGCAGCUGCUCAUCCAGGGACGACCCGGUGUUCUCGGCGGCACUUACCGUCUGCGCGAAGACAGCCGUUCGUCCACCCUCUCCAGUUCGACGACUGUUGGCGGGCUCUCGCCCUCGGACCGGACGACGACUUCGAAGUCGGAGCAGUCGUCCUCAAACCGGACCCUCCAUCGAACGAGUCGACGUCAGGAGGCGCUGCGUUGCCUAGGGAUCCCGUCCUCGACGGACAGCUGUUCGUACACGAAUGAGUACGACUCGGAGCGGGGAGAUGAGCAGGGUGAGGGCUCGUUGGGCUCAGAGGGAGAAGAAGAAGAAGAAGACCGGCCGGGUCAGGAGGCCGAAUGGGAUUACAUCGAUGCGACGGACCACGGCCAUCGGGCGCAAGGGUGGACAUGUAUCUAG
Puccinia graminis f. sp. tritici CRL 75-36-700-3 is the source of this 579-nucleotide messenger RNA. RefSeq lists its product as uncharacterized. The transcript has 2 exons. The coding region runs from base 1 to 579 and encodes 192 amino acids. NCBI's taxonomy places the organism in Eukaryota, Fungi, Basidiomycota, Pucciniomycetes, Pucciniales, Pucciniaceae. The record is from RefSeq and is a predicted model, not a curated record.